AUGGGCCAGUCAGUGAGUUCAGAAGAAGAAACGAAGCAAGACUACCGUACGGUUAAGGUGUCCAAGGGUCAAUUACAACGGUUAUUCGAUAAGAACUGCCUUUCCUUAUUAACCCCAAUUGAGGUUUACAGUUUAAAAGAAAACUUACAUGUACGGGACAUCAACAACGAUAAACAGCUAUCCAUAGACGAAACUGUUCAGUUACUGGGCCUACCAAAAGACUGUCCUUGUAAUGAAGUUGUCUAUGACUUCGUCCGUGUGCUUGGAUGGUUUCCAUUCUUUAAUUCCGUUGAUCCAUUAAAAGGCAUCAGCUUACCCAUGUUAAUCCGAAGUGUGGUUCUAUCGAGAAGUAAAAGUUUUUUUAAACUUUUCAAGGGUGACAGCUCCUAUAAAUUUGAGGACUUAGUAUUCUUGGUGCUUUCAAUUUUGAGUGAACCCAAGGAUUUGGUUGAAAAGAAUUUGGAUUCAUCAUGCGAUGAGACUGGUGUGUUGGAACUAGCAUUGCAAGGCGACAGUAAUAUACAUUGGGCUCAAUGCAAAGUGAUCAAAGAUUUCGACAAUACAAAUAUAAAGGAAAGGAAAGUCUCGGCUUAUAACCUUGCCAUUUUUUUAACUUUCUUGCUGGCCAUCUCAAGGCCAUUAAUGUCUGACUAUUCACAACACCUAUCACAAUGGUCUAACUUCAUGUCACAUGGAAUGAAUCUGGUGAGAUCUUUUGAUUCAUCAAUUACUGAGAGGUCACUUCACUCCAAAACAGUUGGGUACGCAGCGUUCAUAUCGACUAUCGAAACCAAAAUGCCUAAUGUUCUUCAUCCCUUGGACGCAUUAUUGGAUUCACUUUUGUUCAUGAAACAAUCGAAGGGUGCCAGCGAUGUAACCCCUGAAUUUUCUGUAAGCACCAAGCUGAUCAACGAAUACUCACUAGCUCAAUUAUCUACAGUGUUACCACUCGAGCUCUGCUACAGUAGACUCAGGAAGCUCUACGUUGGCUCUGAAUCAGGGUUUUCCAUGAGAUCAUUUGAAUCUAAAUGUUUCAAUUGGAAUGCCCCAACAAUUACAUUCAUUUCAGGACAUCGUAUAACUUCUAAGAAAACUAAGAGAUAUUUAUUGUUUGAGGAACAGUUUCCACGUUCCAGAGCAGCUGAGGAUGAAACGGGUAGUGAUUUUGAUCAUGCUAAUGAUGAUUCAGCCAGACUUACAUUUGCUGUGUUUUUGAACCAGCAUUGGAAAACUUCCAAUAAAGAGCCAUUCGGGGACAGCAAAACGACUAUAUUUCAACUGUCUCCAAGGCAAGCCGUUUUCAAGUCGUCUACAUUUCGAAAAGAUUAUUGCUAUUUCAAUACUAGUGGUGGUGGGAUUGGAUUUGGCAAUGAAGAACCAUAUUUGAAAAACAACACCACUAAGUUUAGACCUGGUAAUGUGUCGCUGACUAUUGAUUCUGGAUUAGAGUUUUGUGUAUUCAGACAUUUGGGCAAGGGAGGAAGCUUUAAUCCCAUGGUCCUAGAAGACGACUCUAUUCCAGUUUACGAAGACCGAUUUGUAAUAUCCGAUUUGGAAGUCUGGGGAUGCGGUUCAGAGAAAGAGUUGUUAGAGCAAGCCAAAAGAUGGGCUUGGGAAGAAAAAGAGGCAAUGGCCAGGCAAAGAAUAAAUGCCGAUACGUUAGGAGAGGAAAGGGCUUUUCUGGAAAUGGCCGGUCUAGUAGGAAACCAUGGAGCUUCCGGAGGGAGUGUCUAA
Komagataella phaffii GS115 is the source of this 1734-nucleotide messenger RNA. RefSeq lists its product as uncharacterized. The record is from RefSeq and is a predicted model, not a curated record. The transcript has a single exon. The coding region runs from base 1 to 1734 and encodes 577 amino acids. Lineage: Eukaryota; Fungi; Ascomycota; Pichiomycetes; Pichiales; Pichiaceae.